GUGUUACUGGAACUUCAUAGUAUUAUAUUAUGAAUUUAUGAUGCCUGUUUUCCUCUUUAUCUUUGGAAUGCUAAUUUGCAAACUAUAUUUGUUCACACCAUGUUGCUCCACCAAGUAAUUUAUCACAUUUUAAUAUACUGCAUAAAACAUAUAGUCCAUCCCCGGUGCAAACAGUACAGACUAACUUUAAUGAAAACUGACUUAGACCGGUUGAUACGAUAAGGAACCGACCACAUACUGGUCAGACCUACUCUUUGAAUUUAAAAUGAUGAGAAGUAAAAAUCGAUUUGAUUCAACUGGUUUAGCUGUCGAAGCGAUAGCUCGAUUUAAACUAUGGUUGAACCAACUAGGUCUUUUAAACUGGCUCUAACUAGUAGUUGAACUUUAAUAUGCAGUUAACCAAAACUUAAAAAUAUAAUGGGAGAAAAAAGAAAAAGUUUAUACCCUACAAACGCUUUUAGAUAAAAAUGACCAGGGCCCAGAAAUUUUGUCCUAGUUUUCUUGCCUUUGCCUUUUGGGCAAGGUUACAUGUUGGAAGCUAAUUGGAAACUACAUGUUCUAUGAAAUAUAUUGAAAGUCAUGAAAUGUAAGUGUGACUGUCAAAUUGAUGACACCUUUUUCAUUAUAUGUAUGCCUCACAGACUUGAAAUAGGAUCAGGAAAAGAAAAGAGAUAGAAAGAAAACACAAAUAUAAUAUUUCCCAAUAACAGUAUAUACAGUAGUAUAUUUUCUUUCUAAGAAAGAAUACAAAGUGUAAAAUUUAAUAUGGGAAAAAGUUUGAAAAAAUAUUGAUGUUUAUAUUCCCUCUUAUGUGCUGUGAAUAAAUAAAUUGGCUGCGUUUGAAUGUUGAAGUAUUCAUUGUCUGAAUGUGCUGUUUUGUCAAUAAGGAAAAUAUGGCAGAGGGGUCCAGUUUCAUUGGUGGAAUAACUAAGAAAUGGCCAGCAACUAUACCUUUCUAACUUUGAAUUGUAUAACUCACAUUUAUAUGGACUACGGUUAAUCUAAUCUACCUUUCUUUUUCAUCAAGUCUUUCUCCUUCAUUUUUCAAGUCAACUGACCUAUCAAAUAGGUUCCCUUUUUAGACCACUUGAUUUAUACAUGAUACUGAUACAUAUCUAUUUGUGAAGACAACGUGUGUAUUUUGCACUGUUCACACUACUAGUACUUAAUCUUCACUACAUCAGUUUUUUUUUUUAUGUUAAGGAUCCAUUACUUCCUCCUCGUAAAGUUGGGAUGACUCUUGUUCAUUUGUUCUGCUUCCUCUUGUUUUGUCACCUCGUGUUGAUUUUAUCAGAAGGGUAUGGAAGUGGGUACCAGGAUAACUGUCCACACUCAUUCAGCUGUGGAAUUCGUGGGAAUUUUAGUUAUCCUUUCACCAAGGCAGAGAAACCAGACUGCGGCCUCAUACUCAUACAUAGCUGUGACGCCGGUUACUAUUCACCCAAAUUGAUCCAACUGGAGGAGAAUGCAAGAACCACAGAGCUAACUGGCUCCAUUGACCAGAAUACCAUUACACUUUCUGAUCAAGAUUUUUACAAGCAUUUACAAAAUAAUGCUUGUGAUGCUUUGAACCACAACUACACUCUUCCUCCCCCUUCUCCUUUGGUUUCCUUUUAUAUAAUUUAUAAUGUAACUUUCUUCCGAUGCAACCAUGGCCACAAAAUCAACCCCCCUGCACAUUAUUUUAAACACAACUGUUCAUCCUAUGAUAUAUAUUAUGACAGCAACCAAUACCCCAAUGUUACUAUAGAGAUGGCACGUAGCUUUUUCCCAUCCUGCAUGGUUCUUCAGUUUCCAUCUAAAGACUUGACUGAUACCAAAAACAUUUUAUCAUUUGUAUCUGGUCAGGUGAGUGUUAAAAUAGAACUAUCUGCUGAUUGUGACAAGUGCUGCAACCACGGAGGAGGACAAUGUCGACUUGAUGCAAGCAAGAAGUUUUACUGUCAUAAUGAGCCGGAGAAUAAGAGAGAUUAUUUUAAGCUUCUACUUGGACUUGGAAUAGGUUUAGGUAUUACAUUGGUUGCACUGGGUAUUCUUAUAGUUCGAUGCCACUCCAAAAGAAAACAUGCUCCAUCAGACCUCCAGAAUCAAUCGAGAAUAAAAUCAUACAAUGAUGAAAUUGAUCCCUACCGAAAUCAAGACUCAGAAAACGGCACUGUCUACUUUAAAAUACCUCUGUUCUCUUAUAAGGAGCUAGAAGAAGCUACAAAUAAUUUCCACCAAGCCAACCAACUUGGAAGUGGAGGCUUUGGAAUAGUUUAUUAUGGGAGACUGCAAGAUGGACGUGAAGUUGCUGUUAAGCGCCUAUACCAACAUAACUGGAGGCGAGUAGAACAGUUCACAAACGAAAUUGAGAUCCUUGCUCGUACUCGCCACGCUAAUCUUGUGUCCCUCUAUGGUUGUACUUCACAUCACAGCGAUGAACUACUGCUAGUGUACGAAUAUGUUCCAAACCACACUGUUGAUUUUCAUCUCCAAGGUGAUCUAGCAAGAACAGCCACACUGCCUUGGCAUAUCAGGAUGAAAAUUGCCAUAGAGACAGCAAGUUCAUUGGCUUAUCUGCAUGCUUCAGGCAUAAUCCACCGUGACGUGAAAACCAAAAACCUUCUCCUUACAAACAGCUUCAGUGUAAAAGUUGCAGAUUUUGGUCUUUCAAGGCUAUUCCCCCAUGAUAUCACCCAUGCUUCCACGGCACCACAAGGGACACCAGGUUAUGUUGACCCGGACUAUCAUCAAUGCUACCAGCUUACUAACAAGAGUGAUGUAUAUAGUUUUGGUGUUGUGCUCGUCGAGCUUAUAUCAUCUAAGCUUGCUGUCGAUAUGAACAGGCAUAAGGAUGAGAUUAACUUAUCAAACCUGGCCUUAAAGAAGAUCCAGAAGGGUGAAUUUACUGAGCUGGUGGAUCCUAAUCUUGGUUUUGAUUCAGACAAUGAGGUUAAGAGGAUGAUAGUUUCGGUAGCAGAGUUGGCUUUUCAAUGUUUGCAAAGGGAAAAGGAAUUAAGACCUUCCAUGGAUGAGGUUUUGAAGGUGCUGAUGAGAAUUGAAAGUGGAAAGGAUGAGCCUGAGCAUAUAGUUGAAGAAGAGGUGCAUCCAUCCUCACCAGAAGGAAAUGAGGAUGAGAUUGGACUUUUCCAAAAAACAAUGCGACAGCCUUCGCCUAAAACUGUGGUUGAUGAAUGGGAUAGUCGAUCUACUACGUCAAAUACCAUCAGCGGUCAUUAAUAGUACAGCCUUGUAUACUUACUAAUUUGCAGCACUUAAACAUUGUCAGCUUCUAAAACGCUGGCUUUAUAGGAAGGAUAGUGUCAUUCGGAAGAUUUGAGCAUACAAGGGGUGGUAUGAGAAACUUCAUGUAAUUAUGCAUAAAAAUUGUACUUGAUCCAUUAAUGAGACUCAUGUUUGAUGUAGAAUAGUCUAUUUAAGCGAAACGUACAUAUACUAUAUUCACAACUUAGAAAUAUAUCAUAAAUAUUUUCUAUAUGGUAUUACAAUUCAAGAGCUCCCGGUUUUUGGGGCUUAUCUUCUGCAUUAACCAUAGCCUUCGAUGUUGCAGUUUCCUCUUGUUAAGCCUUCAGUGCCAAUUUUUGCUUCUUUUAUGCUUGUCUUUGCAUCUUUUUGAGAUAUCUCAACUUGUUCAUCGCCGCUGCUAUGGUUCCCAUUUAACCCCGUUAGUGUCAGCGUGUGUUUGACCAUCAUACGCCACAUAUUUAGCUCAGAUGGCCAUACCAUCCAAUUACAGUCCCGAAGCCGGCCCGAACUCAGAUGCUCAUCACUGGAUUCCAUCCCACUUGCAACUUCUUUCAUGCAGCGUUACAGGUGCAUGACGUAUAUGUGCUGCCAUACAUGGACAUUUCUAUACUGGCGUUCAUUAUGGAUGUUGAGUUACUUGAAACUCACGUAUUUCCUGCUCGUUUUCUUUUUCUUUUUCGAAGUUUCAACACUGUUGUUGUGUUCCAACUUUUUUUUCUUUCCUAUUUUUCAUUUCUUUUCAGGAGUCUCUUGAAUCCUAUUUGUGCUCUAUUUUUAUUCUCUUUGAGCAAGAUAAGUACAAACAUCAAACGAUGUGUUAAAAGAUAGAUCUAUUUUGGUUUCAAACUUUUUUUUAACUUAAACUUACACCUUCCAACAUUUUUUAUAAUACAGGGUUCUCAUACUCGAGAAGAUAGUUAUAAGACA
This is a messenger RNA of Vicia villosa (hairy vetch), 4176 nucleotides long. Its product is annotated as LEAF RUST 10 DISEASE-RESISTANCE LOCUS RECEPTOR-LIKE PROTEIN KINASE-like 1.1. The coding region runs from base 1234 to 3222 and encodes 662 amino acids. NCBI's taxonomy places the organism in Eukaryota, Viridiplantae, Streptophyta, Magnoliopsida, Fabales, Fabaceae. Gene Ontology annotation, biological process: protein phosphorylation. Gene Ontology annotation, molecular function: ATP binding; protein kinase activity. The record is from RefSeq and is a predicted model, not a curated record. The transcript has 4 exons.